AUGCCCCACGCUUUACGCCUCGCGGCUGGCAGACGAACGCGAGCGAAGUACCUCGCGUCACACCCACGCACAUCGACCGCGUCAUACGCACGCUUAUUCAUCUCACAUCCGCUCGAUCAUCUCACCAUGCCAGUCUCCGGAGCUCUCACUCAGCUGUCGGCCCAAGGCCCUCAGAACCGCUAUCUCACCAUCGACCUGCAGAUCACCUACUGGAAGGGAUCCGUGCGGCGUCACUCGCACUUUGCCGUCGCCGAAAUUGACAAUGGUGUCCACGGAGCCACCGGCUGA
Acanthamoeba castellanii str. Neff is the source of this 288-nucleotide messenger RNA. RefSeq lists its product as uncharacterized. The record is from RefSeq and is a predicted model, not a curated record. Bases 1 to 288 code for a protein of 95 amino acids. The transcript has a single exon. Lineage: Eukaryota; Discosea; Longamoebia; Acanthamoebidae.